AUGAGUCAAAAAGAACUUCCAAAAAUUGAUCUUUCUCAUGAAGAAAAACCAUGGUAUGAGAAAUCUCCUAUGAUACAAAAUUAUCCUGGCUAUUCCACGCCUCAAGUUCCUUCGUAUGGAGGGUUUUGUGAUCUAAUCAGCAGUCAGAGACGUGGAUCAUUGAAGACAGAAAUGCUACCCCAGCCUCAAAAGGAGCCUAAUGCGACUUCUAAUGACUCAGCAGAAGAUAGUCCACUGCUCCAUAUAAUUCCUCAGAAGAUGCUUGGGUUUUCUUUUUUGUCAAUGUUAGAACAGAAUGAAUCUAAGAAAAAUUAUAACGACGAAGAAUUAUUUCACCCCCCUCUAUAUAUCGAUAUUGACCCAAACACUGUCCCAGAAGCCCAAGAAAGACUUGAGCAAAGUCCAUACUUGUCUGGCGAUGCAGAAAAUCAAUAUGAAGGAUUUGACUCUAACGAGCAAGGAGAUUAUGGAUCGAUCAGAAGAAAUAGCAGAAGAGCUGUCACUGAAGUUUAUGAGAAUCCCAAUGUACAUCUACAAUAUAAGAGAAUAAAGUAUAGAAAAAAUCGAAACUUUGAUCGAGUUAAACAAACUGAAAGUGUGGGUGAUUUUAAGAUGGCUUUUGAAAGAGAAAAAACUGAAACCGGUAAUACAAGUCCUCCAAAAUUUGGCCAGCUUCAUAGAAAUAAUAAUGAAAUAUAA
This is a messenger RNA of Blepharisma stoltei, 699 nucleotides long. The record is from the annotation of a GenBank genome assembly. Lineage: Eukaryota; Ciliophora; Heterotrichea; Heterotrichida; Blepharismidae.